Tilletiopsis washingtonensis is the source of this 2103-nucleotide messenger RNA. RefSeq names its product general substrate transporter. Lineage: Eukaryota; Fungi; Basidiomycota; Exobasidiomycetes; Entylomatales. Bases 7 to 1719 code for a protein of 570 amino acids. The record is from RefSeq and is a predicted model, not a curated record. Gene Ontology annotation, biological process: carbohydrate transport; transmembrane transport. The transcript is spliced from 5 exons. Gene Ontology annotation, molecular function: carbohydrate:proton symporter activity. Gene Ontology annotation, cellular component: membrane.
CUCGCCAUGUCUGACAUCAAGGACACGACGAUGCACGGCUCGCACACGCCCGAGCCCAAGGGCUCGCCCGUCCACGAGCAGCCCACGCUUGCCGCCGCCACGACGCUCGACCGCGUCGAGGCGCCCGUCACGAUCAAGGCGUACCUGAUGUGUGCCUUCGCCUCCUUCGGCGGCAUCUUCUUCGGCUACGACUCCGGAUACAUCAACGGUGUGCUCUCGGCGCGCCCCUUCAUCGACGCCAUCGCCGGCCCCGGCCAGGAGGCCAUCAGCUCGAGCCACACGUCGCUCAUCGUCUCGAUUCUCUCGGCCGGCACGUUCUUCGGCGCCAUCAUUGCCGGUGACCUCGCCGACAUGCUCGGCCGCCGCCCGACCAUCAUUGCCGGCUGCUUCGUCUACAUCAUUGGUGUGAUCAUUCAGAUGUUCGCCGCCUCCGGCCUCGCCACGAUCGUCGUCGGCCGCCUCGUUGCCGGCUUCGGUGUCGGCUUUGUCUCUGCCAUCAUCAUCCUGUACAUGUCCGAGGUCGCGCCCAAGAAGGUCCGCGGUGCCAUCGUCUCGGGCUACCAGUUCUGCAUCACCAUCGGCAUCAUGCUCGCCUCGAUCAUCAACAACUUCACGAGCAACCGCGCCGACAGCGGCUCGUACCGCAUCCCGAUUGGCAUCCAGUUCGCCUGGGGCCUCAUCCUCGCGCUUGGCCUCUUCCUGCUGCCCGAGUCGCCACGCUACUUUGUCAAGCGCGGCCGCAUCGAGCAGGCGCGCAGCAUGCUCAGCAAGCUGCGCGGCCAGCCGCUCGACUCGGAGCUCGUCGAGCAGGAGCUCGCCGAGAUUGUCGCCAACGCCGACUACGAGCGCCGCGCCAUGCCCACCAACUCGUGGUUCGGCUCGUGGGCCGCGUGCUUCAGCGGCUCCAUCUGGAGCGCGCAGAGCAACCUGCGCCGCACCAUCCUCGGCACGUCGCUGCAGAUGAUGCAGCAGUGGACCGGUGUCAACUUCAUCUUCUACUACUCGACGCCCUUCCUCAAGUCGACCGGCGCCAUCAGCGACCCGUUCAUCAUCAGCAUGAUCUUCACCAUCGUCAACGUGUGCUCGACGCCCAUCUCGUUCUACACCGUCGAGAAGUACGGCCGCCGCCCGCUCCUCGUCUGGGGCGCCUUUGGCAUGCUCGUGUGCCAGUUCCUCGUCGCCAUCAUUGGUGUGACCGUGGGCUUCAACAAGACGACCACCAACGCUGCCGGCGAGGCCGUUGCGACGAACAUUGCCGCUGUCAACGCUCAGGUCGCCUUCAUUGCGAUCUUCAUCUUCUUCUUCGCCACCACCUGGGGUCCCGGCGCCUGGGUCCUGAUCGGCGAGAUCUUCCCGCUCCCGGUCCGCUCGCGCGGUGUGGGUCUCUCGACGGCCUCCAACUGGCUCUGGAACACGAUCAUUGCCGUCAUCACGCCCUACAUGGUCGGCCCCGACGAGGGCAACCUGCGCUCGUCGGUGUUCUUCGUCUGGGGCGCGCUCUGCACGGCCGCCUUUGUCUACGCGUACUUCCUUGUGCCCGAGACGAAGGGGUUGACUCUGGAGCAGGUCGACCGCAUGUUCGAGGAGACGACGCCUCGCAAGAGUGCCGCGUGGAAGCCCAGCCAGACCUUUGCUGUUCUGGCCGGCGGCGCGUCGCACACGGGCCAGCUCGACUCCAAGGUGCUGCAGGAGGUCAAGGAGAACGGCACGGCGCUGUAAAAAGCUCCUUCUCGCCAUCACUCCUACCCACUUUCGUGCAAAACCGCCUCGAGCGCCCCAUCGCGUCCCCCACCCCUCCGCUUCCCACCUUGAUAUCCCCGCCGUGUCCCGCUGCUCCCCUGUACUACCUUGUCAUUGGCGGGCGUGCUCGCGUGUUUCCCUCCACAUCAUUAGCCUGCUUCUGAUGCUCACGCAAUCCACCGAUCACGCCGACGUCCAGUGUGCGAGGGAGAGGGAGAGGAGGGGGAGGAGGAUGCGAGAAGGAGCGGCGCCGCCCCCUGACACGUGCCGCGCCGCGCGCGCGCGCCGCGGAGUCCGCGGGCCGCCGGCUCGGGCGCGAGCAAAGCCGAGCUACAACGAGCUGUAAUUCGAUUACAACGAGAG